UCCCCCAACAUAGAGAAGCUCUUGCCAUAUUCUGACGAAUAGAGCCCACCAGUAUAUUGGUAACAAUGGCAUCAAUGAAGCUGCAAAAGAGAUUAGCCGCCUGUCUUCUCCAUUGUGGUCAAGGAAAAGUGUGGCUUGACCCUAAUGAGAUCUCUAAUAUCUCCCUUGCCAAUUCAAGGACAGACAUAAGAAAGCUGGUAAAGGAUGGUUUCAUCAUCAAGAAACCAAGAAAGACACACUCAAGAGGCCGUGCACGGCGCUCCCUCGAAGGGAAAGCAAAAGGGAGGCAUUCAGGGGAGGGGACGCGCAAGGGAACAAGGGAGGCCAGGCUGCCAUCGAAGGUGGUGUGGAUGAGGACGAUGAGGGUGUUGCGCCGCCUGCUCCGCAAGUACCGGGAAUUGGAGAAGAUCGAUAGGCAUGUCUACCAUGAGAUGUACAUGAAGGCGAAGGGAAAUACCUUCAAGAACAAGCGUGCUCUUAUGGAGACUAUUCACAAGUUGAAGGCCGAAAGAGCAAGAGAGAGAGUGAUUUCUCAUCAGUUUGAGGCCAAGAGGAAGGCUGCAAUACAUCACAGAAGAUGGUCGGUAAACAAUAAUGAAUGCAAGUUGUGUGUUUGAUCAUUUUUUUUUUUGCAUGGUUUCUAAAUGUAGUUUUAGUUGAAAUUAUUAAGUGUCAUUUUGUUCAAAAUUGUUGAUUACUUUCCCAUUUUGUUGCAUUAAUUUUAGAUUUAGUAAUGGAUUUGGAUCAUUUAAGUGAAAAAAUUAAGUCCCAAAUU
Molecule: messenger RNA, 775 nt
Organism: Vitis riparia (riverbank grape)
Lineage: Eukaryota; Viridiplantae; Streptophyta; Magnoliopsida; Vitales; Vitaceae
Product: 60S ribosomal protein L19-1-like
Exons: 2
Coding region: 66-617 (183 amino acids)
Biological process (GO): translation
Cellular component (GO): ribosome; cytosolic large ribosomal subunit
Molecular function (GO): structural constituent of ribosome; RNA binding
Source: RefSeq, a predicted model, not a curated record